This is a messenger RNA of Fusarium fujikuroi IMI 58289, 957 nucleotides long. RefSeq lists its product as uncharacterized. The transcript has a single exon. The record is from RefSeq and is a predicted model, not a curated record. NCBI's taxonomy places the organism in Eukaryota, Fungi, Ascomycota, Sordariomycetes, Hypocreales, Nectriaceae. Gene Ontology annotation, molecular function: oxidoreductase activity. The coding region runs from base 1 to 957 and encodes 318 amino acids.
AUGAGCAUGCUUUCAGCCGAAGUCACGGAAUGGGGUCAACCUCCCAAGUCCAUCAAAGUCCCCCCUCCUGCAGCUCCAGUUCACGACAACGAGACAGAGAUCAAGGUCCUCGCUGCAGGUCUUCAUCAACUCGUCCGCACACGUGCAGCGGGAAAACACUACACUGCUACUGAACUCCCCCACAUCCCCGGUGUCGACGGCGUAGGCAUUGAUGUCUCAACCGGCAAGAAAGUGUACUUUUCCCUGUUGGGCACAAAGCAGGGCAGUUACGCCGAGAUCGUCAAUGCGCCAACUCACAAUAUCGUUGAGCUUCCCGAGGGCGUAGACCCUGUUGUCGCAGCUGCUAUGGUCAAUCCCGUCAUGGCGAGCUGGAUGGCGUUGAGGAAGCGUGUUGAUUGGACUGGAAAGGAGGGCAAACCUUACAAGGUCUUCAUCAACGGCGUCACCAGCGCCAGUGGAAAGAUCGCUAUCAAGGUAUCUCGUCACCUCGGAGCUACAACCGUCGUAGGUGCAGCUCGCAACAAGGACGCGUUGUCAAAACUGGACCUCGACGCCAGCGUUGUUCUUCAAGAACCCAACGCCACAGACUUCUCCGCCGCAGCAGACGCAGACAUUGUUCUCGACUUCCUCUACGGACCGUGGCCGAAUGCGUUCCUGUUGAGUCCUACCACGGCUAGUGCUAAGAAUCCCAUUACGUGGAUCAACAUUGGGUCUAUGGCGGGUGAUAUGGGCGAUAUUUCGGCGAUGGGGCUGAGGAGGAGAGAUGUCACGGUGCGGGGCUCGGGGCCGGGCGCGUGGGACCCGAGGGAGCUGGGGGUUGAGACGGAGGGAAUGUUGAAGGUUCUUGUGGGAUUGGGAGAUGAUGGGUUGAAGAAGUAUAGGAUUGAGGAUGUUGAAGAGGGUUGGGGUGAUAAGGGGAGGGAUAGAGUUGUUUUUGUGUUUGGUGAAAAGGCUUGA